Messenger RNA from Gaeumannomyces tritici R3-111a-1, 1257 nucleotides. Its product is annotated as RRM domain-containing protein. The transcript has 3 exons. The record is from RefSeq and is a predicted model, not a curated record. Gene Ontology annotation, biological process: mRNA alternative polyadenylation. Bases 1 to 1257 code for a protein of 418 amino acids. Gene Ontology annotation, molecular function: mRNA binding. NCBI's taxonomy places the organism in Eukaryota, Fungi, Ascomycota, Sordariomycetes, Magnaporthales, Magnaporthaceae. Gene Ontology annotation, cellular component: mRNA cleavage and polyadenylation specificity factor complex.
AUGGCUGACGAGGAGUUCGAGAUUGACAUCUACGGCGAUGCGAACCCCGACCAGGGCGACAACAAAGACGGCCAGGCCUAUGAGGGCGACGACUCCAACGGCCACGCGCAGUACCAUGACGACCACCAGGACAAGGACGGCGCGGCCGAUGGUGAGGACCACAACCACGGCAGCAACCACGAGUCCUCUGCCACACCACUUGCAGCCCCCGCCCCAACUCAUGGAGUGAAGCGCAAGGAGGGAUCGGAUGAUAGGCCGAUCGACCCAGGCGCGACUUCGGCCAUCAUGAUCUCCGAGCUCAACUGGUGGACUACCGAUGACGACAUUCGCGGCUGGAUUCGCGACGCCGGCUGUGAGGCCGAGCUAAAGGACAUUACGUUUAGCGAACACAAGGUCAACGGCAAAUCCAAGGGUCAAGUUUAUAUUGAGCUCAAGUCCCAGCAGGCCGCCACGGCCGUCAAGCAUCGUGUCGAGGCUCAGCAGAGCGACGAUGCCAACGCCCAGACCAAGAGGCAGACUGUCCUCUACUCACCGCCGACAGUCAACCCCUUCCGCACCCUUCCCAAGGACCAGCCGCGUGCCGGUAAGGACGGCCAGAACCGCACUCCGUCCGGCCCUGGCUACAACGACCGCAACAACAUGGGCGGUAACAACUACGGUGGUGGCUACCGUGGCGGCCGCGGCGGCUACAACAACAUGCGCGGCACCGGCAUGGGCAACCAGGGCGGCGGAGGCUUCCAGAACCGCGGCUUCAGCAACAACAACGCCUAUAACAGCAACGGCAACAUGGGCGGCGGCGGCGGCUUCGGCGGCGGCGGCGGCAACCCCAUGGGCGGCAACUUUGGCGGCGGCGGAGGCGGCCCCAACAACUUCGGUGGCGGCCCCGGCGGCUUCCGUGGUGGCGGCAUGAUGGGCCCCGGCGGAAUGCGCGGCGGUGGCAUGCGCGGCGGCCGCGGCGGUAUGGGUGGCAUGAUGGGCGCCGGCAUGAACCCCAUGGGCAACAUGGCGGGUAUGAACCCAAUGGGCAACAUGGGUGGCAUGGGUGGCAUGGGCGGCAUGGGCGGUCCCAUGGGCGGCAAUAUGGGUGGUGGAAUGGGAGGAAUGGGUAUGAUGGGCGGUGGAAUGCCUGGCUUCCCAGGCAUGCAGCCCCAGUUCAACCCCGCCUUCUUCGGAGGCGGCGGAGGCAGCGGCAACCAGUCAGGCGGCAGCAGCGACUGGCAGAAUCCGCACGGCGCCAAACGUCCCCGGCCGGAGUAG